Molecule: messenger RNA, 870 nt
Organism: Rotaria sordida
Lineage: Eukaryota; Metazoa; Rotifera; Eurotatoria; Philodinida; Philodinidae
Source: the annotation of a GenBank genome assembly
AUGCGAAAGAAUCCAGAGCCUACAGGAACAAUGUAUGAUGAACAAGAACGUCAAAAAACGCUUCGACUGAAUCGUGAAUUACGUGAACCACAAGAACCUCGUCUUGAAUGGAUUUAUACCGGUGAUCGUACGAAAUCUGACGAUUAUUUACUCGGAAAAAAAUUUGAUGCUGACCCACAACCAAAUGAUAUCACCGAAGAUAAUGCAACAACAUCAACAAUUGAUUUAGCUAAUAAAAUUCGUGAAGAUCCAUUAUAUUUAAUUAAGAAAAAAGAAAUUGAACAAAAAAAAAGAAUUUUAGACAAUCCUGUUCGACUUAAACAACUUAAAGAACUUUUAGAAAGACAAGAAUCUGCACAAUCAUCGUCAUCUUCACGUAAACGAAAACGUCAUUCUCGGUCUCGAUCACCUCAACAUCGUCGUCGUAGUCCAUUACCACCACCACGUCAUCAUCGACGCCGUUCAUCUCCAUCUCCUCGUCAUCACCAUCAUUAUCGUCAACGUCGUAGUCCAUCACCACCACCAUCUCGUCCUGCUCCAUCGCGUCGUGAACGUACUCCACCACGUCCAACAAAACCUCAUGAAAAACAAUCAAAAGAAGAACGAGAUCGUCGUAUACGUGAAAUGCUUGUUGAUGGAGCUAUACGAACUGAACAACGUCAACAAAAUGUUCAUAUAUAUAAAAAACGUGAUGAACAAGAAGAAAAAGUUAAUGAAUUAAUUAAACAACGAGCAAAGAAAAAUAAAGAUUUAUCAUCGUCUGAUGAUGAAGAACAAGAUUUUAUUCGACCUAUGAUGAAACAAGUUAUUGAUGAUCCAAGUUUAAAACGAAGAGAUCUUAAACAUCAUCAUCAUCAUAAACGACGAUAA